Molecule: messenger RNA, 1401 nt
Organism: Emys orbicularis (European pond turtle)
Lineage: Eukaryota; Metazoa; Chordata; Testudines; Emydidae
Gene: WDR53
Product: WD repeat domain 53
Exons: 3
Coding region: 89-1156 (355 amino acids)
Molecular function (GO): protein binding
Source: RefSeq, a predicted model, not a curated record
GAGAUGAUGUAAUUAUGCUGCGCCGGAACAGGCGGGUCGCGCGGGGAAGCUGGGUGCUUGGUGUGGUCAGAGACUCCCUUGAAGUAUCAUGGCAGUCAAGUGGACUAGUGGACAUUCCUCUUCUAUACUGUGCUUGAAUGUAAACAAAGAAGGGCUGGUAGCUUCCGGAGCAGAGAGAGGAGAACUCACAAUCUGGAAUGAAGAAGGGAUUCAUUUAGGACAGAUACAGCUUCCAAGGGCAGAUGAUGUCACCUGUGUUGUGUUCUCUCCCACCUACCCCAGCAGGCUAUACACCUCCCAUGGUGAAACCAUUAGCAUGUUGGAUGUCAGAUCCCUUAAGGGGCCAGUUGAAUGCUUUCAUCUGAAUGAGGAAGAGAUCAAUUGCCUGUCAGUGAAUGAGACAGAUAGUGUCCUGGCUGCUGCAGAUGACUCUGGGGCAAUAAAAAUUAUGAACUUGGAAAACAAGAAAGUCAGCCGGUCCUUGAGGAGGCAUUCAAACAUCUGCUCCUCUGUAGCCUUUCGACCUCAGCGCCCUCAAAGCCUUGUGUCUUGUGGACUGGACAUGAAGGUUAUGCUGUGGAACCUGCAGAAAGCUCGCCCACUGUGGACCAUGACCCUGCAGGAGAACGAAGCAGAAGGAGCGGAACAGCAAUCAGCUGGCCAGUUCUUUAACCCUCCCCUAGCUCAUUCUCUGUCUGUUGCAGCAUGUGGCAACGUCUUUGGUUGUGGAGGUGAAGAUGGUAAAAUCCGGAUCUUCAGGGUAACAGGUGUCAAGUUUGAACAGGAGCUGGGGUUUAAGGGUCACACUUUGGGGGUGUCACAGGUCCUCUUUCUGCCAGAAGAAUAUUGGCUGCUUUCGGGAGGAAAUGAUGGGAAGGUGUUACUGUGGGAUGUCAGCAAUGAAGUUGGGAAGCAACUGAAGAGUCCUGUGAAAUCCAUCCACAGGAGGAAGGCCAGAACACCAGCUUCCACCAAGAGAGAUGGAGAGCCCAACGCAAUGGUUACAAAUGAACAUGCCAGAGUUUUACCAAAACUAAGCAUAGAACAUAGAGAGAAGGUGAACUGGAUUUCAUAUGCAGAGAUCAAAGGCUUCAGGAGGGUAUUAGUUGCCGAUCAGAGCAGCUGUAUAUCUGUAUAUCCUCUGAUUGAAACUUAGACCACAUUGUUUAAGGAAAUCUUGGCAAGUAGCUAGUUUUUUGGGUUGUUGUGAGCUGGCCUACCUGGUUUCCUACAGAGCACUCUCCUCUUUGUUACCAUCGAGAGUAAACUUCCUGUAGCUUAAAUAAUUCCCAGCUCUCAUGCAUGUUUAGAAGUGGCCAGGAAUUUGCUAUGGCACAUUAUGCACAUAAGUAACAAUGCUUUAUCUUUUUCAAUAGUGGCACAUCUUCACUGUAAAUAUUU